AACCAAAAAAAUAUAAUUGAAUAGAAUCGAUUUAGGAACAAUGGAAAAAGUUGAUACUUCGAACGCACUGAAUUUCGUCUGGUUCGGAUGGACGCUAGUGGGUGUGUACCCUAUUCAGAAUUAUAACAUUCGUUACUUUUGCCACCUGAUCUUCGCUGUUUUCGCAACAAAUUUCUACGCGUCCUUUAUGUACAUAAUGCAACUAUUUUUCGUAAGCAAUAUUAAGUCUCUCUUGAAUAAUCUCCCGAUGAAUAUCCUGGUAUCAAUCACUGGAUUCAAGCUCAUUACCGUUCUCUUGAAGCGUCGUGAAAUUCUUGGUAUAAAAUAUUCGCUAGCUAAACUGGGUCAACGCCUUCUCACCAAGGAGCAUGCAGAGAACCUCGUUAAUGCUACCAAGUUCUCCUUCCGUUUCUUCGUAAUUGGAUUCCUUGUUUAUGAUUCUGUUAAUAUUAUGACGGUCAUAAUUGCAGCGUUUUCCAACCAACAGCGUUUGCUCUAUGAAAUUUGGUUGCCCUAUGAUUGGCAGGCAACAGCUCUGCGAUAUUGGGUCACCCUUUUCUAUCAGUUCGCCAUGCAUUCCUUCCUUUCAAUGCAAAGUAUUUCGAGUGAUUUUUGUGGACCCAUUUACAUAAUGAUAUUGAUCGCUCAUCUGCAAAACAUCAUGAACCGUAUUGAGAAUCUAAAAUAUGAUCCACGGAAAAGGGAAAGUGAAAAUCUUAAGGGAUUGAUCGAGUGCAUAGAAGACCAUCGUAUUAUUUCGGAGAUAUUCAACACUCUUCAAGGAACCGUAUCUCAUAUAAUUUUAUAUCAAUUUGUUGCUACAGCUUUGGUUAUUGUGAUGAUUGCACUAGAGUACCUGCUGUUCUCACCAAAUAUGACGGAAGUGAUCGCUCUGAUUGCGUUUUUAAUGGGAGAAAUAGCACAGAUCCUCCCCUGUUGUUACUAUUCAAACAAAUUUCUUUCGACAACAGACAGUAUAGUGACAUCCAUCUACUCCUGCCCUUGGUAUGAUCAAACACAAAAAUUCAAGAAAAUCAUGAUAAUUUUCAUGCAAAUGACGCAGAAAGGACAAGUAAUUGUGGCGGGCAAAGUGAUACCAGUUACAAUGGCUACAUUUACUUCGAUCAUAAAAUUUUCCUAUUCAUUAUUGAUGCUUGCACAGCAAAUGCAACGUUAACAAGGUCUGAUGGAAGCAGUUUCAUAUCACGAUUACAAAUAGCCACCAUAUCCACCCAUCCACUUCGGAACUUACCUUGUCAUGAAAUGAAUGCACCUGACGGGCACUUCCUUAUAACUUGUUCUUAAUUAUAGAAGGUUUAUUGCAAAUAAAAAUUGAUAUUAUUAAUGGUAAACAGAGGUCAAUAAAUGUAGAUACACUCAUCUA
This is a messenger RNA of Hermetia illucens (black soldier fly), 1384 nucleotides long. Its product is annotated as odorant receptor 33b-like. Lineage: Eukaryota; Metazoa; Arthropoda; Insecta; Diptera; Stratiomyidae. The transcript is spliced from 3 exons. Gene Ontology annotation, cellular component: plasma membrane. Gene Ontology annotation, molecular function: odorant binding; olfactory receptor activity. Gene Ontology annotation, biological process: sensory perception of smell; detection of chemical stimulus involved in sensory perception of smell. The record is from RefSeq and is a predicted model, not a curated record. The coding region runs from base 41 to 1177 and encodes 378 amino acids.